Megalops cyprinoides (Indo-Pacific tarpon) is the source of this 5285-nucleotide messenger RNA. Its product is annotated as FYVE and coiled-coil domain-containing protein 1-like. The record is from RefSeq and is a predicted model, not a curated record. The coding region runs from base 98 to 4141 and encodes 1347 amino acids. Gene Ontology annotation, cellular component: lysosome; autophagosome; late endosome. Lineage: Eukaryota; Metazoa; Chordata; Actinopteri; Elopiformes; Megalopidae. The transcript has 18 exons. Gene Ontology annotation, molecular function: metal ion binding. Gene Ontology annotation, biological process: positive regulation of autophagosome maturation; plus-end-directed vesicle transport along microtubule.
CAGCUUCAUGAGGAGCAAGUUCGUAUUUACUGUAAACUAAACUCAACUAAAAGGGAUCUUCUACCUCAUAAACCGUCCCUUGACCCUGAGCAGGAGGAUGGCUUCCCCGUCAGUUGGAGAGAGCCAGCUCCAGAGGAUUAUCAGAGACCUGCACGAUGCUGUGACGGAGCUCGGCAGGGAGCACAGGGAGGGUGGGGAGCCAGUAACUGAUGACAGCUCCAGCCUGCACAAGUUCUGCUACAAGCUGGAGUACCUGCUGCAAUUUGACCAGAAAGAAAAGGCCACUCUCCUAGGCACCAGGAAAGACUACUGGGAUUACUUCUGCCACUGCCUGGCCAAGAUAAAGGGCGCCAAUGACGGGAUCCGCUUCGUCAAGUCCAUCCCGGAGCUGAAGACAUCGCUAGGGAAAGGCAGGGCCUUCAUCCGCUACUCCCUGGCUCACCAGAGGCUGGCCGACACACUGCAGCAAUGCCUAAUGAACCAGCGCGUCACCAGUGAUUGGUACUACUCGCGUAGCCCGUUCCUGAAGCCCCAGCUAAACGUCGACAUCAUCAACCACCUGUACGAGCUCAACGAAAUCCAGUUUGACGUUGCGUCCAGAGGGCACGACUUAGACUCCGCCUGGCCAACGUUCGCCAGGAGGACUCUGGGAUUGGCCAGCCCACCUGGCCAGCCGUGGAAGACGCCCAGUCGUAGCUCCAGCAUCAACAGCCUUGCCAGCACCUUCUCCCAGGCGCCCGAGUUCCUCUCCAGCCCGGACUGCAGCCACGCCUUCCUGAGCGACCCGAGCGAGGCGCCCAGCGGCAGCGCGGCCGAGGACCUGCGCGUGGAGCUGGACCAAUCGGAGCUCAGGCAGCGGGAGCUGCAGGAGCGCCUGCGGGGGCAGGAGGAGGAGGCGGCCGAGCUGCGGGGCGUGGUCAAGGAGCUGCGCCGGCAGCUGGAGGACAGGCUGAGGGAGGCGGAGAGGGAGCGCGAGGAGAGGGCGGGGCUGGCGGAGAGACUGGGGGAGGAGGUGAGGCGCAAGGAGGCCGACCUGAGGGAGAGCGAGGCCAGGCUGGAGGCGCUAAGAGAGAGAGCUGCGCGGGAGAGCUCCGAGGCCCUCCGGCAGGCGGAGGAGCUGCAGGGCGCCAUCGGCAGGCUGCAGGGGGCGCUGUCGGGCAAGGAGAAGGAGUCCGGCGACCUGCAGGGGCAGCUGCAGGAGUUGCACAGCUCCCUGGAGGCCCGGGAGAGGCAGGCGGAGGAGCUGAAGAGGAGGACGCAGGAGGAGAAGGAGGAGCUCCUGCAGAGGUACAGUAGUCUGAAGGACUCCCUGGAGGGCCAGCUUCAGGACCUCACAGAGCAGCUCAGGGCCAAGGAGAAGGAGCUGUCCGCCAGCGCCAGGAGGGUGCAGGACCUGGAGAAGCAGGUGGAAAGCCUAGCAGGCGAGAGGGACGGCCUGAGGGGCAGCCUGGCCGAACUGGAGGGCAGCCUCAAGGAGCAGGCCGAGAAGACGGGGGAGUACAAGGCCCAGUGCGCCAGCCUGACGGAGCGCAACGGCAAGCUGCUGGAGACGGCCAAGAGGAACGAGGAGGCCAAGCGGGAGCUGGCGGAGAGCAGGGCGGCCCUGGAGGGCGAGCUGGCGGCCCUGCGGGCGUCGGAGAAGCAGCUGAGGGGCCAGCUGGAGGACGGCGCCGUCUCGCUGGACGAGCGGGAGAGGAAGCUGAGGGAGGAGAACCGGCGGCUGGACGAGAGCUUCCAGAAGGCCGCGCUGCAGAGGGAGGCCGCUGAGGGUGCGGCGAGGACGCUGGAGCGGGAGAGCGGGGAGCUCAGGGAGGAGCUGGUCGCUGCCAAGGCCGCCCUGGUGAUCACGCAGGACCAGCUGCAGGCAGCCAGUGGCCGGAUCCCCCAGCUGGAGAGGACGGAGGAGGACCUUCAGGCCCGGCUGCAGGAGGAGGCCGGGCGGUGCGCGGAGCUGCAGGGCCGGCUGGAGGCACUGGGGAUGGAGAAGGACGAGGCGGAGGCGGGGCUGAAGGAGACGCUGAGGCGGGAGGCGCAGGAAGCGGCGUCCCGGCUGUCGCUGGCGGAGGGCCAACUGGAGCUGAACGCGCGCGAGGUCUCCAGGCUGCAGGACGAGGUGGUGGAGCUGAGGGCCAAGCUGCGGGGCGCUGCGGAAACAGAGGGGAAGGCCCGGGCCCAGCUGGAGGUGGCGGAGGCCUCUCGGGAGGAGCUGAGGGCCCUGGCGGAGCAGCUGCAGGGCCAGCUGGAGGAGCUGAACCGCGGGCACGUGGAGGAGCUGCAGCGCUGCAAGCUGGAGGAGGAGGCGCUGGCGGCGGAGAGGGACGGCGAGGCCCGGGCCCGGGCCGACCUGGCCUCCGAGGCCGCCGGCCUCAGGGACGAGCUGGCCUCCCUCAAGCAGCACAACAAGAAGCUGGCGCUGGAGGUGGGCGAGGCCAGGGACGGCCUCCACCGGGCCAACACGGAGAUGGCCGAGCUGGGCAUCACCGUCUGUGCCCUGACCUCGGAGAAUGAGGAGGCGCGGCAGAAGUGGGCCAGCGUCUCCGCCCGACUGCAGGAGCUGGAGGAGGAGGGGGCCCGGGAGGUAGACCGGCUGACGGCCAGCAUGGAGGCCCUGCAGGAGGAGAACGCCGCCCUUCGGGGGGAGCUGGAGGAGGUGGAGAGCCUCCGGGCCACGGUCCAGGAGCUGCAGGGAAGGCUGGAGCGGGCCGAAACCGAGGCCCGCGAGGAGGUCACCGCCAUCAAGUUCCAGAUGAGCAGCGAGACCAUGAGCCACCAGAACCAGCUCCAGAGCCAGACUGAAGAGCUGGUGGGUGUGAGGGCGGAGCUGGAGGCGGAGCAUGAGAGGGCGAAGCUUCUGGAGGCCAAAGUGUGUGAGCUGGAGGCUGCUAACAGCGCAAGCUCUCAGCAGCUGCAGGAGAAAGGCCUCCACAUCUCUCAGUCUGAGGUGCAGUUGCAGAGCCUGAGAGAGAGCUUAGCCAGGAGGGAGGCGGAGCUGGCCGAGGCUCGGAGCGACAGCGAGGAGCUGCGCAGAUCGCUGGACAGAGCCGCGGCAGAGAAGCAGGCCUGCGACAUGAAGACCUCGGCCGAGAUCGACGACCUGUACCGCACCAAGAAGAACCUGGAGGAGAGGCUCAUCCAGCUCAUCAUGGAGAAGGACGCGCUGUGGCAGAAGUCUGACGCCCUGGAGUUCGAGCAGAAGCUGCGGGCGGAGGAGGUGAUGGAGCGCGACCCGGCGCACUGCGUCGGCUGCCAGAGCCAGUUCAGCUGGUGGCUGCGUCGGCACCAGUGCGGGCUGUGCGGAAGGGCGUUCUGCUACUACUGCUGCAGCCAGAGCGUGAGCGGCCAGGGCGUGAGGAAGGAACGCCGCUGCAGAGACUGCCACGCCCAGCACAGCGCCGCGACCGCCCGCCAUCCGCAGGGCGACGCCCCCGACGCGCCCGACACGCCCACCAGCCCGCUGUCACCCUGCAGACCCCCCCACAGCAGCCCGGGGAUAGGGUGGGUGGCCAAGCCGGACGACGGCGUCUUCGACAUCAUCACGGAGGAGGAGGUGAACGGCGUCUACGACACGGAGUCUCUGACCCGCAUGACAGGGGAGUGCCUCGGGGGGGAGCGAGACACCCAGCGGCAGGGGACACUGGAGCUGAGCACCAGCACCAGCACAGACGCAACCCCAGAUGACCCGGAGGAGCCGGCGGCUGUCGUGCAGGAUGCUGAGAUACACCUGCUGAAGUCAGGAGAACUCACGCUGACGGUCCCCCUGACGGCCGAGGAGAUUGCACAGUUCGGGGACGGCUCCCGGGAGCUCUUCAUCAAGUCCAGCUGCUACAGCCUGAUCCCCGUGACGGUGAGCGAGGCCGGGCACACCAUCAGCUGGGUCUUCUCCUCCGAGCCCAAGAGCAUCUCCUUCAGCGUGGUCUACAGGGAGACUCCCGACACUCCUCUGGAGCAAGCCAAGGUUCUGAUCCCGCUGACUCGCUGCAGCUCCCACAAGGAGACCAUCCAGGGCCAGCUGAAGGUCAGGAACGCUGGGACGUACACCCUGAUCUUCGACAACUCUUUCUCCAGGUUCAUCUCGAAGAAAGUUCUCUACCGUUUGACGGUCGAGAAGCCCGUAAUCUACGAUGGAAGUGAUAUUUCAUAAGCAGGACGUUUUCUCCUUCCUGCCCGUUUUCCUCCUAUCCUCCCCCCUCCCUUAGCCCCCCCCCCCUUCCGACCAGAGCGGUGGUUCACCUUAUCCGAAAAUUGGAGAAGUGAAAAAGGGAACAGGCCGGCUUGGUGCAGAUGCAAAAUUCUCAGGCACUAUGGCGUUAUGCGUUAUAAAAUGCACUGCGUACGCCGUUGCUUGUCUGCCCUGCUCUCGAUGCUCGAGGCGAUACCUGAAGUUGACGGGACGUGUCACUGCCCGGUGCCAGGUUUCCAUCUCGUUAUCUGUCCACCUCAGACAAAAGAAAACCAAAAUGAAUCAGGCGGAAGAGAAGUGGGAGGGGGAAUUGAAUAGUUAUGAACUCUAACAUAGCUGGAAAACAUGCUGUUGGGAAAAUGCUGUUGCAUGUAGCGUUAACCCGGAAACUAUGCACUACAAAAGAAUACCCACUGGUACCUAUUCAACGUUUACAUUCAUGCUGAUAAUCUCCCUUAAAGGGAGAGAGUGAAGAAAAUCUACAAUAAGGGGAAGAUAAAACUAGUGCACGCUGGAGCACGCUCGCUGGUGUUCACACGCACGUAGCACAGUGUCAGAGUGUGCAGAGCCGUGUCAAGCUACGUGACUGAGUGCUGGGAAACUUAAGCUAGAUGGGUUUGUGGGAUGUUGCAUGAGUACAGCGUCUCUGCUUAGAAGUCAUUCAGGAAACUGGGGGCUGAUAAAAAAAAGUCAUGUGAAGACUUGUACAGCCACACAGCAAUGGAGUAAGGGAAUUGCGUAAUCAGAGUUUUUUUUUUUCCUUUAUCUGUAAACUGCAAUUUACAAAACUACCUGUGAAUUGGGCUGACAGUGAAAUACGUGCAAGCACAACAGCCACUUCAGCUCUGGGCCGUGUUAAAUCCAGCCUGCCCUCUUGCUGGAAGUUACAUGACCUAGUGCUGUUGACUGUUGCAGUUUGUACAUAGAGCCAGUUGGCUGUCAGCAAGUGAAGAGAGAUCUAGUUGUGUCAGGUGUGGAAUUUGUUUAUUUUUCAGUGGGUCAAAGUCUUGAUCAAAUUCACUGUAGAGACCUCCUCAGUAGCAUUAUGACCACGGAUGUCUGUUACAAUAUUGAAAUGGCGGGAGCUAUGAUGUUACAUUACCAU